Pelodiscus sinensis (Chinese soft-shelled turtle) is the source of this 1970-nucleotide messenger RNA. The record is from RefSeq and is a predicted model, not a curated record. NCBI's taxonomy places the organism in Eukaryota, Metazoa, Chordata, Testudines, Trionychidae.
UGGGGGAGGGGGAGCCGGGUGCAGCCCUGGGGCUCCCUCCCCGGCUCUGCGCCGCCAUGGCCGAGGAGAAGCCCCUCACCGUGGUGUCCUGCACCGCCCCAGUCAACAUCGCUGUCAUCAAAUACUGGGGGAAGCGGGACGAAGAGCUGAUCUUGCCCCUCAAUUCCUCCCUGAGCGUCACCCUGCACCAGGACCAGCUUAAAACCACCACCACUGCCGCCAUCAGCAGAGACUUCAAAGAGGACCGGCUCUGGCUGAACGGGGAGGAGGCCGACGUCGGGCACCCACGGCUGCCGUCCUGCCUGCGGGGGGGGGACCCCCCUGCUCUGCCCACAGUGCGCCGCCUGGCCAGGAAGCGGAGGGGGGGUAGUGCCGGCGCCGAGGCCCCCCUCAGCCUGGCAUAUAAAGUGCACGUCGCUUCGGUGAACAACUUCCCCACGGCGGCUGGCCUGGCAUCCUCGGCUGCAGGGUAUGCCUGCCUAGUGCACACCCUGGCCCGGCUGUACGGCGUGGAGGGCGAGCUCUCCGAGGUGGCCCGCCAGGGCUCGGGCAGCGCCUGCAGGAGCAUGUUCGGGGGCUUCGUGCAGUGGCUGAUGGGGGAGCGGCCCGACGGCAAGGACAGUGUCGCCCAGCAGGUGGCGCCGGAGACCCACUGGCCCGAGCUCCGAGUGCUCAUUCUGGUGGUGAGUGAGUCCGGGUCUGGCACCCCUAGGCCAGGGCACCAGCCACUCUGCAAGGGAAGGGCGGCUGUCCCUGCGGGGUGGCUGUGCCAGGGAGCCGGCCCAGGUGCCCGGUGUGGUAAGGGGGCUCUGUGGGUCUCCCCGUCCCCUCCCCCCGGUGUAACUGUCCCCCUCGCCCCAUGGCAGCACCGUGCGGAGGCCGUGGUGCCGGGGCGCAUGGCUCAGAUGAUCCAGUUCAUCCAGCAGCGAGACUUCGAGGGCUUUGGCCGGCUGACCAUGCAGGACAGCAACCAGUUCCACGCCACCUGCCUGGACACCUUCUCCCCCAUCUUCUACCUCAGCGACGUCUCCCGGCGCAUCAUCGCCCUGGCCCACCGCUUCAACGCGCACCACGGCAGAACCAAGGUGGCCUACACCUUCGACGCCGGCCCCAACGCCGUGAUCUUCUCGCUGGCGGACACGGUGUGACCCCACAUCUCCCCUCUCUGGGGCCGGGUACCCCCACUGCUACCCCCUCUCUGGCCCCACAGGUUCCUGAAGGGGCUGCCGGCUGGGCCCGCCUCGCUCUCGGAGGAGCUGCUCUCGGCCGUGGUGCUGGAGCCCGUCCUGGGGGCCAUCCGGUACAUCCUCCUCACGAAGCCAGGCCCAGGUCCCCAGCUGCUGGAUGAUCCCGGCCUGCAUCUGCUGGGAGCGGAUGGGCUUCCCCGUCCCAGUGCCUGAGCAGCCGCCCGGCAGACGUGGAACGACACGCUUCUGGGAGCGGGGAACCUGGGCCGGGGCCAUGCUGGUUCCGUGGCUGGCACGCACGAGAGGCGUUCGGGGCUUGGCCAUGGGGAGUUGGGGAUUGUGGGGGAAGAGCAAUGGGCCGACCAAAGCCCCCUCGCAGAACGUAUGCAGCUGGGCCAGUGCCCACCUCCAGCGCUGCCCACAGUGCCUUUGCCCACGGGCCGGGGCCUCUCCCGGCUCUGGUCUGCCAGCCGAGGAGGGCAGGCGCUAUGAGGUGACGUCUCUGCUAGGAAGAGGACUGCGACUCGCCAGCAUUAGCUGGGAACAGCUCCAUGAUGCUGGCGGCCCUUGGCUUGCCUGGGGUGGCCUGAUGUGGGCUGACCUAGAGAUGAAAGGCUCUUUCUUACCUGUCCCUUACCCAGCUGGUGCUGCAUUCCUGUCUCUUCUCUCCUCCCCCCUGCUACUCUGGUUUUUAAAAAUCCAGCACUAGCAGUCCGUUUGAAAUGCCCAGCUUCCUGGUUGGUUUGAAGUGUAAAUGCCCAUGAAUAGAACUCUCUGGACUGA